Molecule: messenger RNA, 1128 nt
Organism: Zychaea mexicana
Lineage: Eukaryota; Fungi; Mucoromycota; Mucoromycetes; Mucorales; Lichtheimiaceae
Product: fructose-bisphosphate aldolase, class II
Exons: 4
Coding region: 1-1077 (358 amino acids)
Biological process (GO): gluconeogenesis; glycolytic process
Cellular component (GO): cytosol
Molecular function (GO): fructose-bisphosphate aldolase activity; zinc ion binding
Source: RefSeq, a predicted model, not a curated record
AUGGGUCUUCUUGACAUUGUACCACCUGGCGUUAUCACUGGCGACAAUGUGUAUCGCGUCUUUCAGUAUGCUGAAGAGCACAAGUUUGCUAUUCCUUCCAUCAACGUUACAUCUACCAGUACUGUGAACGCUGUUCUGGAAGCAGCACGCGAUAUACGUUCGCCCAUCAUCAUCCAAUUCUCGAACGGUGGCGCCGACUUCUUCGCUGGCAAAGGCCUAGAUAACAGCAAUCAGCAAGCUUCUGUGCUUGGUGCCAUCGCUGGUGCCCAUUAUGUUCGCUCUGUCGCCAAGGCAUAUGGCAUCCCAGUCAUUCUUCAUACUGAUCACUGUGCCAAGAACUUGCUGCCAUGGUACGAUGGCAUGCUCCGUGCCGAUGAAGAAUACUUCAAGGCGCACGGCGAGCCUCUCUUCUCGUCGCACAUGUUGGAUCUGUCCAAGGAAACCAAGGAAGACAAUAUUCGUAUCUGUGUCGACUAUUUGAAGCGCAUGGCACCCAUGAAACAAUGGCUUGAAAUGGAGAUUGGCAUCACGGGUGGUGAAGAAGACGGUGUCAACAACGAAGAUGUGGAAAACAGCUCGCUUUUCUCGCAGCCUGAAGAUAUUUGGGAUAUCUACAAGGCAUUUUCCGCCGUCUCCAAAUACUUUUCUAUCGCUGCUGCGUUUGGCAACGUCCACGGAUCUUAUGCCCCCGGUAAUGUCAAGCUGCAUCCCGAAUUGUUGGCUAAGCACCAGGUCUAUGUGAAGAAGCAGCUCGGCACCGAGAAAGAGCAUCCCGUCUUUUUCGUUUUCCACGGUGGCUCUGGAUCAACCAAGGAAGAAAUCCACGAAGCUGUCCGCAAUGGUGUCGUCAAAAUGAAUGUUGAUACUGAUACGCAGUGGGCAUACUGGUAUGGUAUCCACCAGUUCUACGAGGCUAACAGGGAUUAUCUCCAAUCACAAGUUGGCAAUCCUUCUGGAUCUGACGCGCCCAACAAGAAAUACUACGACCCGAGAAAAUUUAUCAGAGAGGCCGAAAAGACAAUGAUUGCUCGCGUUCAAGAAGCAUGUACGGAUCUCGGCAAUGUGCAUAAGCUAUAGCCAUUUUGUAAUCAGAUGAAAAAGCAGCGUUAAUUUGUAAAUAAAUAUUUU